AUGAUGGGUCCCACGCUUCCGCUCUCUGUCGCCCGCGUCGUCGCCAUCGCUUCCACAGCUCGUCGCGUUCGCGACCCCUGCCCGUCGCCUUCGCUCCGCCCGUCGCCUUCACUUCCCCCCCGUCGCCUUCACUCCCCCCCCCCCCUUCCCCCCCCCUUCCGUCGCCUUCACUUCCCCCUCUCGUCGCCUUCACUUCCCCCUCCCGUCGCCUUCACUUCCCCCUCCCCUCGCCUUCACUUCCCCCUCCCGUCGCCUUCAUUUCCCCCUCCCCGUCGCCUUCACUUCCCCUCCCGUCUCCUUCAUUUCCCCCUCCCGUCGCCUUCACUUCCCCUUCCCGUCGCCUUCACUUCCCCCUCCCGUCGCCUUCACUUCCCCUUCCCGUCGCCUUCACUUCCCCCUCUCGUCGCCUUCACUUCCCCCUCCCGUCGCCUUCACUUCCCCCUCCCGUCGCCUUCACUUCCCCUUCCCGUCGCCUUCACUUCCCCCUCUCAUCGCCUUCACUUCCCCCUCCCGUCGCCUUCACUUCCCCCUCCCGUCGCCUUCACUUCCCCCUCCCGUCGCCUUCAUUUCCCCCUCCCCGUCGCCUUCACUUCCCCUCCCGUCUCCUUCAUUUCCCCCUCCCCGUCGCCUUCACUUCCCCCUCCCGUCUCCCUCAUUUCCCCCUCCCGUCGCCUUCACUUCCCCUACCCGUCGCCUUCACUUCCCCCUCUCGUCUCCUUCAUUUCCCCCUCCCGUCGCCUUCACUUCCCCUUCCCGUCGCCUUCACUUCCCCCUCUCGUCGCCUUCACUUCCCCCUCCCGUCGCCUUCACUUCCCCCUCCCGUCGCCUUCAUUUCCCCCUCCCCGUCGCCUUCACUUCCCCCUCCCGUCGCCUUCACCUCCCCCAUUUCCCCCCUUCACGCUCUCUUACCCCCUCUGCUCGCCCCUGUUUUCCCGGCUCACUCCUAUACUCACUCUCUCCCUCCCUGCUCACUCUCUUCCCCCCUGCUCACUCUCUUCCCCCCUGCUCACUUUCUUUCCCCCUGUUCUCAUCCCUCUUUCCCCCUUUCUCACCCAUUUCCCCCCUGCUCGGUCUAUUUCCCCCUGUGCUCGCCCCUAA
This is a messenger RNA of Closterium sp. NIES-65, 1098 nucleotides long. Lineage: Eukaryota; Viridiplantae; Streptophyta; Zygnematophyceae; Desmidiales; Closteriaceae. The record is from the annotation of a GenBank genome assembly.